CGCCACUCCACUAUAUAAACACAAGCUAUCUGUGGUGCACCAGUGUGCUAUCUUAUUCUUGUGCCUCAAGAAAUAGGCUAGUCCCAAGCAGAAACAAGAUGGCUUGUUAUCAACAAAAACUGUUUGAAAGACUGAAGCCAUUCAUAGGUGUAGUUUUCUUGCAGUUUGGAUAUUCUGGUAUGGAUGUUCUAUCCAAGGCUGCACUCAACAGGGGAAUGAGUAACUAUGUAUUUGUUGUGUACCGUCAUGUUUUUGCCUUUGUUGUCAUGGCCCCUUUUGCAGUGUUCUUGGAGAAGAAAGUGAGGCCGAAGAUGACGUUUUCGAUCUUCAUGAAGAUAGUGAUUCUCAGCCUGCUAGAGCCAGUUAUUGAUCAAAAUUUAUACUUUUUGGGAAUGAAGUACACCACAGCAACCUUUGCUGUUUCCAUGUACAAUGUUCUCCCUGCCAUUACCUUUGUCAUGGCUUGGAUUCUUAGGUAAAAUU
Messenger RNA from Vigna umbellata (rice bean), 483 nucleotides. NCBI's taxonomy places the organism in Eukaryota, Viridiplantae, Streptophyta, Magnoliopsida, Fabales, Fabaceae. The record is from RefSeq and is a predicted model, not a curated record.